CAUUCUUUACAAAGAUCCAUCAAAUAUUCUAUCAAAUUUAAACUAAUCUCCAUCAGUAAAUAUUUAUUGAGCAUGUGCUAGUUAUGAAGUAUAGCAAUAAAAAAUAUAGUCCCUGUGCUUAAGGGGCUCAUAGAUAAGAUGGUGUGGAUUGUGUUGCAGUACAGAGCAGCAUAUACCAGAACCAGUUACAGUUGUCCCUCCAUAUCUGUGGAUGUGGAGCCUGUGGAUGCAGAAGGCCAACUAAGGGACUUGAGCAUCCACAGAUUUUGGUAUCCGCAGCAGGUCCUGGAACCAAUUCCCCUUGAAUACUGAGGUUGGUCUCCACUCACAUCUUUUAAUCUUGAAGACUUUGAAAUAUACCUGGAUCUGCCACUUUUUUGGAAAACUGCAAUACCAAGCAAUAAACUGCCCACUGUGCUCUUGUUAUAGUAUAGAAGCUUUUGACUUCUCCAGAUCUAAACAAGAUUUUCUCCCAUUUUCCCAUGAAGCCACAUUGUUGUUUAUUCGCUUUAGUGGUGAGUGUUACUGUGCCAGCUGCUUUUGUUUUGGAAGAUGUAGGCUUCAAUCAAAUGGCCCCACUGGGAACAAAUCAUAGUUCUUUAAAUGCAUCAUUUCCCUCAAGCUUUGAACUCUCAGCAGGUUCCCACUCAGGUGAUGAUGUCAUCAUAGCCAAAGAGGGAGCUAGUGUUUCAAUUGAGUGUCUUCUCACAGUCGACCACCAUGAAGAUGUCCAUUGGUACAACUCAAAAGGACAGCAACUGGAUGACAAAGGCAGAGGUGGAAAAUGGUUGGUUUCUGAUAACUUCCUGAAUAUCACCAACGUAGCCUUUGAUGACCGUGGGCUCUAUACAUGUUUUGUCAUCUCUCCAACUCGUGCCUCCUACUCUGUCACCCUGCGUGUUAUCUUCACCUCGGGAGACAUGAGUGUCUACUACAUGAUUGUUUGCCUGAUUGCCUUUACGAUCACUCUCAUCUUAAAUGUCACACGGCUGUGCAUGAUGAGCAGCCAUCUUCGUAAGACUGAGAAGGCUAUCAAUGAAUUCUUCAGAACUGAAGGGGCUGAGAAACUUCAGAAGGCCUUUGAGAUUGCAAAACGCAUCCCCAUCAUCACCUCAGCCAAGACCUUGGAGCUCGCCAAAGUCACACAAUUUAAGACCAUGGAGUUUGCUCGUUAUAUUGAAGAACUGGCGAGAAGCGUGCCUCUUCCGCCCCUUAUUCUAAACUGUCGGGCCUUUGUUGAGGAGAUGUUUGAGGCUGUGCGAGUGGAUGACCCUGAUGACAUAGGAGAAAGAAUUAAAGAGAGACCUGCCUUGAAUGCUCAAGGUGGUAUCUAUGUCAUUAACCCAGAGCUGGGCCGGAGUAAUUCACCGGGAGGAGAUUCGGAUGACGGUUCUCUGAAUGAACAAGGCCAGGAGAUAGCAGUUCAAGUUUCGGUCCACCUUCAAUCAGAGACCAAAAGUAUUGAUACAGAUUCUCAAGCCAGCAGUCAGUUCAGUUCGCCUGAUGAUAUAGGAUCUGCCGAAUUGAACUCUAACUAUAAAGAUGGGGCGUAUGAAAGCUGCCAGCUGUGAGCUAUCCCAGUACCUACGAAAACAACUCGCAGAAAAGGAACCUGUUUCGUGUAGAAAAUAGCAUUUCACCAAAAGAUGACUGUGGUUUUCCCCUUGUUAAUAUUAAGCACAUUGGAACAUGAAUUAUUGCCAAAAUCUUUGUAAAACUUCAGCGUUUUCCCUAUCUGAUUAUUUUUCAGUCAUUUUCCUCAAGCUUGAGUAAAUGAUACAUAUUAAGAUUUGAAGGAGCCUGAGAGGUAAACAUAGUGGGGAAAGUACUGCACUAAGAGUUCCAUGGCUUCUCUUCCAGUCACGGUUCUUCCAUUGGUUAGGGCUGACACUUAUGAGGGCCUCAGUGUUCCCACCAAUAAGAUGAGGGAUUUGCAUUAGCUGUAUCUAAAGUCAUUUCUAGCCCUAUAACUUCUUACCUGUCACCUUUAAACCACCAAAAUCUUCAGCACAUCUCUAAAUAAACCCUUCCCUAGACUUUUAGUCCCUUUUUAUGGUAAGGACCAAGCCAAGACUUUAUUCCGUGAUUUAGGUUCCCAGACCAAUGCCAUGAUGCAUAGCGGUGUGGGUGUUUUUCAUGUGUUUGGCCUUGUGGAGCGUGCAAUUGUAUGUGCUAGGUUGAAUCUUCUCAGUAUAGCCCCUGUCUGUAUUAUACAGAUAGCAGGGAGCUAACUGCACAUUAGUAAACUACUUUUCACGAGUAAAUUUGUCCUUUUGGGGGAUAUAUCAUGUGUUUUCAACUUACUGAGGCAUCAUGUAGUUCAUUGAGCUGGCAGUGAUUUCCCAUCUGAUCUCCAAAAGUGAGCAGUUUGUUCCUAAGGAAUAAUGUCUUCAGUACUUUGAGAAUAAGUAGAAUAAGAAAUGAUGUCAAAUCAUCUGUCUCUGGUAAAUCAUGGAUUUUGACAUUUCUGUUAAUAGAAUUUCUCAGGCUUUCCCUUUUUAAAAGUACUGGACUCUCCAAGAGGGUUCAGUGUUUGUGAUCCCAUUCCCAAAUCUGAGGGAAACCCAGAGCUGGAUUGCUCUUCAGACCUCUGUCAAUAUCCUUGCCCUCUGUGGUCUUAAAUAUGGUGCUAAAGGUUGCAUGCCUCCUUAUCUUGUUUGUUUUGUUUAUAUUUUAUUGUUGCGGUUUUUAUUUUUGUGUACUUCAGAUAUAGAAAUCUGAGAUAGGGCUGCUUUUGUGUCAUUUCUGAGAAGCACUACCUGAAAUAAGAUUAGAUAACGGUGUGUGGUGUGUGUUACUAUAUUAAGUAUAUAGAUAUAGAUACAGAUAUAUAGAUGCAUAUACACACACUUACAAAUCUAGUCGUAAAGAGGGAGAAAAAUUAUGGGUGAUGCCACCUGAUUUAACUGUGUGUAAUAAACACUUAAGAAAAUAUUUCUUGCCUGGCUGAGAGCUGAUAUAAUGGAAUUGUAAACACUCUUUCAGAAUAAUUUCUUCAGCUCCAGGAUGCUUGGUGUCAUAUAAUUUUAAGAACUUGGCAGUGGAGCGCCACUUGAUGCUUCACGUGUCUUCAUUUGGCUUCUGAUUAUUGAAGCAUUACUUUAACUGGAGGUUCCUGGGGGGAAUGUUCAGAGGAGGUUCUAUCGGGAUUUUUAUUUAAGGUUUCAAAUGGAGGAAGGUAAGAAAUUCAAAGUGUGGUCAGAUAGAGCUCGUGCCUUCCUUUGUCCAGGCUUAUCAAAAGUAAUACAUCUGCUGUGGAUAGCAUGAAUGAAUCAGUGUGCAGUUUUGUCAGAUGGCAUUACGGAUAAAGAUGAUAAUGCUCCCUUUUCUGUCUCUCAGGCUGUUUCCAUGGAAACCUCCAGAGCCAAACAAAAGCUGCCAGUCAUUUAGCCAAAGCUUGUCUUGGCUCAUAGACCUAUAUUUCUUUAAGAAAAACUGUUCUCAUGCAUUUGGCUAUGAGAGCAAGGGCUCUUGAACAUACCCUAGAUUUAGAACACUUUUUCCCUUCCCAGAAUGUUUCUCUUGAGAAAUUAAAAAUUUUUUAAAUCCCUUGUCUGUAGUCUGCCCCCUGAACAUCGCUCAUAUCUUCAGAUAGUACCUCCAGCCCUGUCCCAAUAUAGCAGGUUUGAGGUCAUUUCUUCGAAUGUAGCUCGUCACAUUAAAGAGAAUAGAUUUACCCCCCAUGUUCUCAUAAUGGACAUGAGUGUUUAGAACUUUAAGGUAGACGUAUUUAAUGAGCAAAGUCCUGGGAGACAGGACUUCGGAAAAACAUAGGAAAUAUUGGAAAAAAUCUAUAAGUUAAUACAAUACUAUAUAACAAGUAUAGGCUACUCCAGUGUAUCCUGGAUAGAUUAUUUUAGAAACAUAAUGGUGGCUUAAUUUGGUGGCCAAAGUAACUGGAUUACUUUGAAUAUUCCAAGUUAUGGUGCCAUUGAUAAGGAAUUAAAGUAGGUCAAAAUUUAAGUGAAGUUGCUAUUACUUUCUGAAGCUAAUUUUCAAAAGGAAGAAAACUAAACUUACUAAUAUUUUCUGUGUCUAAUCAAAUACCUUUCAUAUAUAAUUAAUAGUCUCAUAUUAUCUUUUUGUAAAAUCCUUAACCUUUUGAACUUAAACUACAGUCUAAAAGUCUUUUGACAAUAAUUGUGGAGUAAUUAACCUUUGUCUCACUAGAUUUUAUAGUUAGUGAAAAUGCCUUUACUCAACAAAGUGUAUUUGAAAUAGUUCUGUCAUCUCAUUUACAAAUUUUGUUUUAUAUUGUGAGUUAAUGAACCUUAUUGUCCUUAUAAAAUGAAAUAGUAGCUUUGUGAAAUAAAUUUACCCAAAAUAGACAUGUAAACACUUUUAUAGAUUCCUUACCAACUGAAACCAGACAGGCAUCUUUUGAGCUGAUACCCUGCUUGAGUUUAUAGGCAGUUUGAUAAGGUGUCCUCCAAACUGGAUCUGUUAUAAUAGUUUAAUUCUUGAGUCAGGCCCAGCGAGCAUUUGUAUUUUAAAGUCAAAGGACACUGCUUUCCCUUUGGUCCUCCAGCCUCAGUGAACCCCUUGGUGCAGUCCUCUCUACGCCCUGCAUGUAAUUGCACCCUAGAUCAGACUUUGACUCCUGUGUCCAAGAGCAGCAUGGGAGCACAGCAUGCUUCUUUUCCAGAGCCCAGCCAGUCAUAGGUGCUAACCUUGUCUCCACACACCAGCAGUUCUAACACAAGUAGAUCAUAUUUCCUGAGUCACCAGUAAGAGAACACAGUCUUUUCUCAUCUAGGCCGGGAAUAUUGAAAAUGCUCAGCCUUAUACAUAAACUCCUAGCUUCUCCACACAUUUCAUAAAAGUAAAUGAGUAUUAUUUGGUCUGUUCAGAUAAUGUUUAAAUGUUCACCAUUUUAAUGAAUACUUAUGUUACAAUUUUGUCCUUUUUUUUAAAAAAAAAAUUGUACUCGAAUGUAAUUUAUUAAAUGUUCGAUGGAGUAUA
This is a messenger RNA of Equus quagga, 4962 nucleotides long. It is a transcript of the gene MFAP3, whose product is annotated as microfibril associated protein 3. The record is from RefSeq and is a predicted model, not a curated record. The coding region runs from base 483 to 1571 and encodes 362 amino acids. Gene Ontology annotation, molecular function: MHC class II protein binding; protein tyrosine kinase binding. Gene Ontology annotation, cellular component: external side of plasma membrane; membrane raft. Lineage: Eukaryota; Metazoa; Chordata; Mammalia; Perissodactyla; Equidae. The transcript is spliced from 4 exons. Gene Ontology annotation, biological process: positive regulation of ERK1 and ERK2 cascade; T cell activation; interleukin-15-mediated signaling pathway.